CAGGAGAGACUGGACCUCUGAGAUGGCUGGUCACAUAUCCUGUACCGGAUCAGGACCAUGGAUCAGUAGCCAUCGCUUUUCCUUCCCGAAUCGGAACCAGGACCGAACCGGGAGGGACAGAGACUCCACCACACAGAACACAACCAGUGGACAGGUGGACUGAACAACAGUCCUGGUGGUCAUCAGAGACAGAGGCUCCAGUCAGGGAUCCAGUCUGCAGCCCAGACUCUUCUCUUCACAGUCCCAGUGUAGGGAUGAAGCAGGUUCUGAGUCUGAUAGAGAGCAGGUCACACUGAACUUCAGCCUUCACCGGGAGAGGUGGGAAAGCCCCUGGUGGGAGUCUAACAGGAAGUCUGUCUUUUUCCUCAGGAUCUCGUCUAAUGCCUGGUGACUGGGUUCAUUGAAGGUCUGGACCUGGGUCUAGCCUUCCUCAGUUACCUCAUGGUUACCCCACCAAUACAGAUGAGUCAGGAUGGGCUUUCACCACGAGAGGUGCCUAGCCUAUAACACAGCACACAAUCCCAACAACGGCUAGAGGUCAAGGAGGGAGCUCAAAGACUAACCACCUGAGGGUGGUGGCUCCUGCUUGUACCUCCUCUAGUGUCAUUGGGUCACAACGUGGGAGGGCGAGUGUUAGGACGGAUGGCGACAAGUCGUACGCUUGCCCUACGUGUGGGAACCGGUUUGCCAACGCAAACAAUUUGAAGGAGCACCAGACCGUUCAUACCAAGGAAAGGCCAUUUAAGUGCAAACUAUGUUACAAGCUUUUCCUUCCUGAGUAGCCUUAGACAUAGGAGUGUCCACAACAGGGAGAUUUACAAGUUGUCCGUUUCUCUCUUUUAAAAGGUUUGUAAUCAGGUCACUUUUCCGCCAAUUAGGUUUGGUGGCGCUUCCGAAAGUGUUCUGACAAGUUGGCGCAGGCACCCAUCUAGGGUUAAAGAGAGGCUGCUGGGCGGCCGGCGGCGCUGUUGCGGCGACCGGGGCUUCCACAGGGGAGCUAGGAGCUUCUUGAACCUGCUCGCCACACUUUCGGCCACGAGCUGCUCCUUCCAGCCGGCAUGAAGAAGGAGGAGGUCGGCUGUUUGGGAGCUGACGCACCACAGGAAAGAGGCAGCUGCUUCUUUUCCUCCCCUAACUUCACGAGAUGCCCCGCUGUCUUUCUCAUGGUGUCUCCGAAGAGGCCCUUUUCAGAGAUGAGUGCAUUGAGCAAAGGGGUCUUGUCUGUCUCCUUGAUGUUAGUCAUGGAGAGCCAGAGGUGUGUCUGCGUCAUGACCAACACAGCAAUCACUUGGCCGGCGCAGACCGCCAACACUUGAGUGAUGUGGAGAGCAGCGCUGGUGAAACAUGCCACCUCUUCAAUGCCAGCCUCUGUUGCGAAUCAUCAUUCUCCCACGUCAUCCUAUAAUAAUGUGACCACAUAUGCUCCAAGCAGGCCCAGUUAUUCAAACUUAAUAGGCGCUCUGUCUUUUCUCUGAUCUGAGCGGCUAAUCGUUGUGCACCUAGAACCCAUAACGCUUCAAUAGCCCAAAGGUGAGGGAUUCGACUGGGAGCCACCCAGUGAGUAGGCCUGAAGAGAGAUCCAGAGAGGAUGAGUUUUUACUAAUGUUGGAUUUCUUGCGUUUAUGGCCAUGGUGUUCAACUGCCCCGAUGGAGCAGAAAUCACAUUAGAUAGAUGUGAUAGUCGCAGCAGCAGAGAAAUAUUUGGGUGUGAGAGAUUUUAGUGCUAUAGGUCUAUAGGGAGUUUGGAGAGAAGGGUUUUGAUCCUCCCUGCUGGCCUGGUGUAGGAUCGUUCAGGGCCAAAGUAGUGGGAUGGGGUGAUGGUUUUGGGGGAUAGUGUGUAGGUGCAGGGUUGGUCCAUUACUAUUUCACUUUUUUGUGUGACCAAAAAUGUGCAAUCCGCAUUCCGACCUGUGAAAGGCAGCAAUGGGCAACACAUCGUCUCGUCUGCCGGAAAUUCACACAAAGUAGUAAACGGAAGUGAACCGUGACCAAGAACACUUACGUUUGCGUUUUGUUUUUAUUUAGACGUACAUUAUAACCCUGUAACUCAAAAUAUCACAUACUUCCUCCAUGUAGUGUUUAAUUCGCGUUGGAGACAAGACUUGGUUGAUAGAUGUUAUCUAAUUAAUGCUAACUAGCUAGCCGCUAAGAAUGGCUAACUGUAACGUAAUGGUUUUUCACACUCAAAUAGCUUCCAUAAUGGAGGUGCUAGCGAACUCAGCCGUGGCAGAGAUCUGUAAACUCGUAGACGACGACUAUGCAGUGUUUCGUUUGGAAAUUUCUCAAAGUCAGAAAGAAAACAGGGCUUUGCGGAGGAAACUACAGCUACAAGAACUGAAGGUAUCACGGGAGCGCGCACUUGCCAGUCGUCCCAGUGGUAUCAAGAUCCUCGAUCGAUACAGAGGAAUGGCAAGAGGUGAAGGACAUCUCACUGGAGGCCACAGAAGUUUUGUGAAGCCAGCGGGAUGCAAUACAUGGAGAGAUGACCAACCAAUCACGGUUGUUGAGGGAAGUGGAACCUCAUCCCAGCAUGUUAUUGUGAUAGAGUCUGCAGAUGCAGAGGCUGCAGGUCCUGGGGUCAAGCAGGAGAGAUCUGCAGGAGAGGAGGACCCACGGUACUGCAGAGAUAUCCAGACUGAAGCGCCCCCUGUAGCCACAGAAUACCCUGUCAUCACCCCAGCACUGCCCAGGACUCGACACAGCAUCACGGAGGAGGAGGGUCCAGAGGUACUGCUGGUGAAGGAGGAGGGGUAUGAGGAGGGUCUGGGGAACCCUGAGGGAACAAUGGACAUGGAGGACAACCAGACUACACCUCCUCCUGAACCCACAGAGGAACCAGCUGAGCAGCACAGGACCACACACAGUCUAACUGAGUCAGUAGACAUGGAGGAUGGGAAGCCUGAUCUGCUGCUGGUCAAAGAGGAGACAAUAGAAGAUGGACCAGAGAGCAUUGACCUGCUGAGUGGACUAAAGAUGGGGGAGCAAGGUGGUUGGCUAGAGGCUAAUAGAGGAGACUGGGCGACCAUCUUGGAUUCCCAGACAGAUGCAGCCAAGGGCCCAGGGAACAUCAUCACUGAGCAGGCCACAACCAGAGGUGACUUGGUGGAGUCUGCAGUCAAUGAGGACCAGCUGAUAUCCAGUGUUACUGGAAGGAGAGACUGGAUCUCUGAGGUGGCUGGACACAAACCCUGGCCCCGGAUCAGGACACUGGAUCAGGAGCCGUCACAGUUCCUUCUUGAGUCGGAACCAGGUCCCAACCACGAGGGACAGAGACUCCACCACCACACAGAACACAACCAGUGGACAGGUAGACUGAACAACCUCAGUCCUGGGGGUCAUCAGAGAGACAGAGGCUCCAGUCAGGGAUCCAGUCUGCAGCCCAGACCCUUCUCUUCACAGUCUCAGUGCAGGGAUGAAGCAGGGCCUGGGGCUGAUAGAGAUAGACCCUCCUGUUCCUAUGAUACAAAUACCACAGUAUCCAUGAUGAACAGAGCAGGUUACCCUGGGCUUCAGCAUUCACAGAGAGCAGUGGGAGAUGCCCCUGGUGGUAGUCUAUCAGCAAGUCUGUCUUCUCCUUCAGGGUCUCAUCUAAUGCCUGGUGACUGGAUUCAUAGACAGCCUGGACCUGGGUCCAGCCUUCCUGGUGAUGGUUACCCCACAAAUACAGACAGGGUCAGGAUGGGCGUUCAUCACAAGAGGUACCUAGCCUAUAACACGGCAAACAAUCUCAACAACACCCAAACAAUGGCUAGAGGUCAAGGAGGGAGCUCAAAGACUAACCACCUGAGGGCGGUGGCUCUUGCUUCUAUCUCCUCUGGUGUCAUUGGGUCACAACGUGAGAGGCCGAGCAUUAGUACCGACGCCGACAAGCCCUACUCCUGCCCCACGUGUGGGAAGUGCUUCGCUAGGGCAAACUAUUUGAAGGAGCACCAGACCGUUCACACCAAGGAGAGGCCCUUCAAGUGCAAACUAUGUUACAAGAGCUUCUCCUUCCUGACUAACCUUACCAGACAUAAGAGUGUCCACAACGGGAAAAAAUUGUAGCAGUGUGGUUUGAGGUGUACACAGAGGGAUGUCUGGGAAUUAUUCUUCAGCUGACAUAUUAUAGUUAUCAUGUGAAGUGUCUUGGGAUAAGAAGGUAGUUAAACCACAUACCCCUCAUUAACCCUUUAUUAACAUGUCUUGUUCUGAAGCAACGUGUUGAAGUUGCCUGAAGGAAACGUGAAGUCAACUGUGAAAGACAAGCAGGAAGGGUUAGUUACAUGCAUGAGAGAACCAAUGGGCAGCCACGGGAGGAGAUCGUUGAUGUCACUCGCUCUCGGAGCUGCGGGGUCUUUUCCUCUGCUGAGGGGGAGACAAAAGGGCCAGCUGAGGGGGACCUAUUGGACUGGUGCUCACCCCUGCCCCUCCGUAUCCAGCGUCUCUGUUCUCAGGGGGACGGUCUGGCCUCUUGGGGGGUCCGACCAUUUUGCGGUUCUUCUUGGAACAUAUCCAGGCUGUUUCACAUCCGGCCGUGAUUGGGAGUCCCAUAGUGCGGCGCACAAUUGGCCAAGCGUUGUCCGGGUUUGGCCGGGGUAGGCCGUCAUUGUAAAUAAUAAUUUGUUCUUAACUGACUUGCCUAGUUCAAUAAAUUAUAUAUAUAUUUUUUAAAUGAAACGUGCUUUUAGUUUUUAGUGAUUGUAAACCUAGGCUAGAACAAGGACAGUUGCAUAUUUACCUUACUGAGGUGAUGUAGAUAGCAAGAAUAGAGUAGAAUGACUAUUCUAACACACUGUUCGUUCUAAACAAAUCUGCUCUCAGCUUCAAAGAUACUAAUCAUAGGAGAUUUUGUGUAAUCAGUGGUGGAAAAAGUACCCAAAAAUCAUACUUGAGUAAAAGUAAAGAUACCUUAAUAGAAAAUGACUCAAGUAAAAGGCACCCAGUAAAAUUCUACUUGAGUGAAAGUAUGAAGGUAUUUGGUUUAAAAUAUACUUAAGUAUAAAUCAUUUCAAAUUCCUUAUAUUAAGCUAAACAGAUGGCACAAUUUUCUUGUUUUUAAUUGAAAUACGGAAAGCCACAGGAACACUCCAACAUUCAGACAUAGUUUACAAACAAACCAUGUGUGUUUAGUGAGUCCGCCAGAUCAGAGGCAGUAGGGAUGACCAGGGAUGUUCAGUUGAUAAGUGCGUGAAUUUGACCGACUAUUUUCCUGUCCUGCUAAGCAUUCAAAAUGUAACGAGUACUUUUGGGUGUCAAGGAAAAUGUAUGGAGUAAAAAGUGCCUUUGUUGCAUUUAAUCACAAUUUUAUUUCAGCGGGCUAUCUCUUUGAAAUAACUUCUCAGCCUAUUCACAAUAAUAUUGGGCUGAAUGCUGAUAGGGGAAACUUGCUGAAUGAUCAGAGAAAGGAUAGUCAAAGCUUUUCUUUUAGACUAUUUACAGAAAAAUAAGUCCUGGGUGCUUUGCUGGCAAUCGACAACAAGAAAUCCACAGGGGCCAACCAAUUGGAUCCAGGUCUACUUAGGUUUGCAGCGCCCAUCAUUGUUGGCUCAAUAACCAACAGUUUUUAUUUAACGUUUAUCGGGAAAUAUUACACAAGUAUGUAAAUCAGCUCUUGUGCCAGGAUAGUAGUUAUCUUAAUAUCACCCAAUUUCAAGCUUCCUUGUCUAGCUAAGAUUCUUGAAUCCUUGGUAAAUGUACAACUUUGCUAUUUUCUAUCUGAGAAAUGUAUUUUGAAUGUAAACCAAUCAGGGUUUAGGCCUGGGCAGAGCACUAUUACAGCAACUACUUUAGUUAUGGAUCUUGUCAAUGCUUUAGACACAAAUGAAUGUGCUGCUUUGUUUGUGGACCUGUCAAAAGCUUUUGACACUGUUGAUUAUGCCAUUUUAUUGAAUAAGUUGUCAUCGAUAGGCCUGAGUUCUGAUGCCUGGUUAUCUUAGUGACAGAACUCAGGCCAUCGUGAUUGAUUAAGUCUGAAUUUCUUUGAGGUACAUAAGGUGUACGUGCCACAGGAGUCGAUUUUGGGACCUGUAUUCUUCACUAUUUAUAUAAACACCAUUGAUAAAUCUGUUAAGUUGUCAACUUCAUCUAUAUGCAGAUGAUACUAUUGUUUAUGCUAUUGCCCCAACUGUUGAUCUGGCUGUGUCAAAACUACGGUCAAACUUUAUAGCUAUGCAGGAAUCCCUUGCUGAUUUAAAACAUGUGCUUAAUAUGGGCAAAUACAGUGCAUUCGGAAAGUAUUCAGACCCUUAGACUUUUUCCACAUUUUGUUACAGCCUUAAUCUAAAAUGGAUUAAAUAAAACAAAUUCCUCAGCAAUCUACACACAAUACCCAAUAAUGACGAAGCGAAAAGAGGUAUUUGGACAUUUUUGCUAAUUUAUUACAAAUAAAAAAACAUACCUUAUGUAAAUAAGUAUUCAGACCCUUUCCUAUGGGACUAGAAAUUGAGCUCAGCUAAAUCCUGUUUUCAUUGAUCAUCCUUGAUGUUUCUACAAAGGCACCUAAAGACUCAGACCAUGAGGAAAAAAUAUGGUCUCUGGUAUGAUGAAACCAAGAUUGAGCUCUUUAGCCUGAAUACCAAGUGUCACAUCUGGAGGAAACCUGGCAUCAUCCCUACAGUGAAGCAUGGUGGUGGCAGCAUCAUGCUAGUGGUUAUGUUUUUCAGCGGCAGGGACUUGGAUACUAGUCAGGAUCGAGGUAAAGAUGAACGAAGCAAAGUACGGUGAGAUCCUUGAUGAAAGCCUGCUCAGGACCUCAGACUGGGGUGAAGAUUCACCUUCCAACAGGACAAUGACCCUAAGCACACAGCCAAGACAACGCGGGAGUGGCUCGGGACAAGUCUCCGAAUGUCCUUGAGUGGUCCAGCCAGAGGCCAGACUUGAACCCGAUCAAACAUCUCUGGAGAGACCUAAAAAUAGCUGUGCAGUGACGCUCCCCAUCCAACCUGACAGAGCUUGAGAAGAAUGGGAGAAAUCCCCCAAAUACAGGUGUGCCAAGCUUGUAGCGUUACAGUAUACCCAAGAAGACUCGAAGCUGUAAUUGCUGCCAAAGGUGCUUCAACAAAGUACUGAGUAAAGGGUCAGAGUACUUAUGUAAAUGUCAUAUUUCUGUUUUUUUAUUUUUAAUAAAUUAGCAAAAUGUUCUAAUACAUUUUAGAAUAAGGCUGUAACCUAACAAAAUGUGGAAAAAGGCAUAUCCUCAGAUAUAUACAUCAGACACACUUUAAAACAAACUUCCUUUUGAUUGAUUGAUUUUUUCACAGCUUUUAUGUAAGAACCAGCUUAGACUCUUAAGGAUUUUAGAACCUCAUCCGUCGCCCCGUUUGACCUUGAGACUUGAUACUUUGUAUGUAGGUGUCUUUCCUGAUGCUGAACAAAUUUGCCUCAAGGAUCCAUAAGAUCUGUCAGGAUAGAUUUUCCUCCAUCUUAGACAUUUUGGAAAACGUCUUCUCAUGAACCAUAACAAAAGCUAAAGGAUUUGUUAAGAAAUGGCUGAAUUAUUAAUAAAUCAGGAAAUCAGAUUUGACAUGUCUUUUUAAAUUAUUUGUAAAUCUACUCCACAAUAGUUUAUCAACUUUUUACCAUGAUGAACCAUGUUAAGUUUGGCAUUGAUGUCUUUUUUUACUAUAACGCUAAUGCCUAAAAUAAUAUUCUCAUGAACUAAAAGCCAGAUUCACUCCAAAUUCGGUUCCUAUAGUUUGAGAAAAUGUUGACGCAUUCAAAGAUGGCCACACUACCAGUAGAUGCACAUAUGCUAAUCUGAUUUUACAUGUCUAUGUAAACCACUGUAAAUCCACUCCACAGUGGCCUAAUAACUUGACUUGUAAUCACUAUCAUGGAUGUCCCUAAGAUAAACCAUACUGAACUUGGUAUUGAUCUUUUUUUUUUACUAGGAAAAUAUGACCAAAUCUUUGCAUAUGUAAUGCUCAAUAUCCCUCCCAUUACUUUAUUUCAACAUAGGAUAGCAGCCUACAAAAUAUAUAACCAAUACUGAUAACCAUCUACAUGUCAUCGUGAUACAUACAUAUGUACAGUCCAGUGGGGGCUCCUCAGGGAAGGACCAUCCUACUCGGUCAAUUUCAUUAAAAAGUUGUCCUUUUUAGAUUAAACUAUGCUAAAUAUAUUAACGUCACCAAAUAACUGAUUAAAACGCACUGUUUUGCAGUGAAGGUCUACGGUAACCUUAACAGCACACUCUGGGGUAGCACCAUGGUGUAGCCGGAGGACAGCAAUUUUUCGCCCUCCUCUGGGUGCAUUGACUACAAUACAAAACCUUGGAGGCUCAUGGUUCUCAGCCCUUUCCAUAGACUUACACAGUAAUUAUAACGACUUCCGGAGGACGUCCUCCAACCUACCAGAGCUUUUGCAGGAUGAACUGACAUGUUGUCAACCCAAUCAAAGGAUCAGAGAAUGAAUCUAGUACUGAAAGCAUAAGCUACAGCUAGCUAGUGCUGCAGUGCAUAAAAUGUUGUGAGUAGUUGACUCAAAGACAAUAGUUGAACAGUUUUGAACAAAUAAAUCUCUUAAAUUAAGGAGAAGCAGCAGAGCGAGAGCUGGCUAUAUUUCGUUGUCUUUUUUCCACUUUUACUAACUUAGCUAGCUAGUGCAGCGAGCUAAUUUAGCCUACUCAAACCGAGAAGAAUGCUAUUGUGUUAGCUAGCUGGCUAAGGCUAUCCAACAGAACUCUUCCAAGUCAAGGUAAGCUUCGGAUUAAGUAAUUUAUUGCCACGCAGCCCGCCGGUGAAACUGCUAAACUGCUUGCUGUACACUGUAAUGCGUGAUUGUUGCGGGUUUACUAACGCGUUAGUUCUAGUAGCUUUGUUGACUAUGACGUUAGCUAAUAUUGUGACAUUGACAACAAUGUGGGCUGUGUGUAGCGGUUAUGGUAUGAUGGUUUGGCUUGGAAAGGUUUUUUCAUCUGGUCACAGAUAGCUGUUGUGUUGUGCACUGAAGUCCACAAGUGAAGGGAAAAGGUGAGAGGAGGAGAGCAUGUAGAUGUGAGAAGGAAUUAUACAAUGAGCAAAAUGAUUACGCUGUUUGUAUGUGGCUGCUAUGAAGGUGAACUGUGUGUGCAGGUGAUCACGGGUGUAUUCAUUCUGCCAAUUUUGUUGAAAAACAUUUCUUAAACAGAACGAAACAGGGAUAAACCUACCUGAAUUUGUCCAAUAGAAACUCGUUUCCAACUUGGACUAAUGAAGAAAAAAAAUGGUUGGACUAAUGGUUACAACCUAGAUCAGCUAGAUGUAGGCAAGAGUGUGCACGGUGGUAUUGAAUGUGGCACUGGGUCACCUUGAUUACAACAAUUUGUCUCUCGACCUGUGCACCUAGGUUAUAAACUUUUAUUCGUAGGCUAGGUUGUAGCAACCUCCAUGAUGGGUAUAGGGAAAAUUUCUAGUUUCAUGUAGUAGCCGAAACCUAUCGAUGUUACAUUGAGCUAGGUGAAUGGAAGAUGAAUGACAGUCAUCCAAUAUGCUGUAAUAGAAAUAAGGCCAUGGUCAUAAAAUAAAAUUGUCCUCCCUAAUCUUAAAUGGCUGCGAACUGCAACAACACCGGGACACAAUGCCCUUCUCCUGCUUGACAAGCAAUACUGUGUGGGAAGUAGCUACCUAGUAGUACACACAUACAACGCAUGAAGUAACAGUACACCCAUCAAUCGUCAGUUUUAUAACUUAACAUUUAAAAAUUAUUUGUGUAGAACUAACAGUGAAAUACAACUCAUUCUCUGGCUUCAAAACAGAAGACCAAACUAUCACGGUACAGUAGCUCAUUGUACGGUAGUUGCAUGGUAAGAAACAGAAAAAGAAAAAACACUGCUCAAUCAAAGCUCAGACUUUGCUGAGAUAGCCAAGUGCAUUUUAUCUUUGUGUGAUCCGUACUGAUAGUAUAAAUAUGCUGAGGGGGAAGUACCUCCUCAGAGCUUCUGACUAACUUGUGCUGUUUGUCUGUAAUCUCUUUGCUGGCGGGAAUAAACAAAUUAAUUUAA
Salvelinus fontinalis (brook trout) is the source of this 9958-nucleotide messenger RNA. RefSeq lists its product as uncharacterized. Gene Ontology annotation, cellular component: nucleus. The transcript has 7 exons. The coding region runs from base 2152 to 4044 and encodes 630 amino acids. The record is from RefSeq and is a predicted model, not a curated record. Lineage: Eukaryota; Metazoa; Chordata; Actinopteri; Salmoniformes; Salmonidae.